AUGGGAAGGAAGUCUAACAGACCACCUUCUCCGAUGACGGAGCUCGAUCUUGACGCGUUCCUACAAUCACACAUUUCCAGCAGCGACGGCGACGGCGACCUCCACUCCCUAACUCAUCGCACUGUCGAUGAAAUCCUUCUCAACGAAUCCGACUCUUCUUCUUCUUCUUCUUCUUCACCGUCUGCUCCUGCUUCUCCGUUUCCCUCGAACCUAUCCUACGUUGGACCCUUCUCUAACGAUCACUCCAAACCACCGUCUCUCCAUCAAGAAGACACUCUUUCUCGACUAAACGACGACGUUUCGGUAAGUAGCCCUAAAACCCUUUCACUUGAUGAAACCCUAAAUUCUUUGGAAACCCUAAGAUUAUCACAUUCGCGUUCUCUAGAGUCGAAAUUUAGUUUAGUUAGUGGGAUAAAAUCAGGUGCCACCGAUGCGUUUUCGUUACCGCCUUUGUUUGCCAGCGUCAGAUCAAAUGCUAGGCCUGGGGCUGCCCUUGCGGCCGCUGCCGCUGCUUCCCGUUUGGUUCCGACACCGCAUGCUGCUGCCAUUAAAUCUAGAAGAGCGUCCUCUGCUACUUUCAACAAGGUUCUCGACAGUUGUGAAGAAUUGGAUUCGAAAGCGAGUGGUGGUGGUGGUGGUGGUGGUUCUGAGGUUGCUUCGGAUGGUCGUGCUGAUUUUGAGGGGUUAGGAGGUCCAAAUAAUGCUGCGGACCAGGUUGGUUCUGAAAUUCGUCAGUCGUAUGAGAAAUUUGUUGAAGAAGAUAAUGUGGAAUUGGACAACUUCCAAUCUGCAGCAGUGGAAGUGAUCCCAAAACUAGAUGCUAGUGGGGCGUUGUCCACAGGAGGUGGAGAUAGAAUUGGGGAUUUGAGUGAGUCCGAUGAUGGACAAGUAUCUAAUGUGGAUAGUUUGGAGAGAGUGGCAUCAUCAAGUCCCUACGUUGAACACUACGUCACUUCUCCUGUUAGCAGUGGGAAUGAUUUAAAUUUUGAUGAUGUUACAGAUGAAAAGGAUCCACCUUCGUCAGCAGAUGAGAAAAAUAAUGACAAUGCUGAGCUUAUAACUCCCACUAUAUCUGAAAAGCAGAGCCCUUCAUCCCAUGUUUCUGAUGAGGGCGCAAAUGCUGAAGAGGAUUCAACAAUUGUCAUUUUGAAAACACAUGAUUCAGAGCAUGUUGUACCUCAGUCUAAAUACGGAAGCGCGAGUCUAGCUGGAGAUUAUACCAGUUUACCUAGUGAUGCUCUGGAUAUCUUUGACCUUCAACUGGAAAGCAAAAGGAGUGAUAAAAGGACACGCAAGAAAUCACACUCUUCGAUGAAGCCCCUUGAACUAGCUGAAGAACUUGAAAAGAAACAGGCAUUCACAGGCUUGCAUUUGGAAGAGGGUGCCGCAGCUCAACCAAUGAGGCUUGAGGGCGUUCGCAGGGGCUCUACUGUGUUGGGAUACUUUGAUAUUGAUGUCAACAACACUAUCACAAGGACCAUCUCAUCCGAAGCAUUCAGGCGGGAUUAUGGAUCGCCUCAAGUCGUGGCAGUUCAUCUCAACUUCAUUGCAGUGGGAAUGUCGAGAGGAGUGAUCAUGGUUGUGCCCAGUAAAUACUCUCAUCAUCAUGCUGACAACAUGGAUACAAAGGCCCAAAAGGGAAGGAUUGUUGGUGAAGAACAUUAUAAAACUGGGCAAAAGGUUAAGCAAUCUUUGCAACGUUACAAAGACCUUCAGGACAUUAUAGCUAUCCUUGGGUUAGACGAAUUAUCCAAAGAGGAUUGUUNCGAGCUAACUAUACAAUUGAAAUAG
Messenger RNA from Ilex paraguariensis (yerba mate), 1791 nucleotides. NCBI's taxonomy places the organism in Eukaryota, Viridiplantae, Streptophyta, Magnoliopsida, Aquifoliales, Aquifoliaceae. The record is from the annotation of a GenBank genome assembly.